AGAGAGUGAAGUGAGGAGUUUCCAGCAGUGUCUGCCUUAUAUCUCACAGCUCAGAUCAGAGGGGGCGCAAACAAAGGAACUGGAAAUGGACAUGUUGGCAAUCCAGUCAGCAGUAGGUGACUCUGAGGUCAAACUGGGUCCAAAUACACCAGACAUAAAUCCCAAAGAUGCGACAAAGCUUCCAUCCAGCUUCAUACCUAAAGUUCAAAAUGAAUCUGCACAAAUCUCCUACAGGUUCAAAAGUUCUGGCUCAGGUUUGUUCCACUGUACGCUGACUGGACUGGUGUUUGAUUUGACUCGGGAGGCAGAGCUCCUGUACAAAAUCAUCCAGUGGGAUGAGAGCAUCCUCCACCAAGCUGGAAAAAUGGCUGCAGGGCCACUGUUCGACAUCAAAUGUUGUGAGGAUGCUGUCCGUCAGCUACACUUCCCACACUGUGAAACACAGAAAGCUCUGCUCUCUGAUGGCCUCCUCUCUGUUGUCCACUUCACUGAUGAUACAAUGAGCUUCAUCAAACCACUAAAGAUCACAGAUACUCAUGUGGUAAUCAAAACCCCACACUUCUCUGCCUUUGGUCCUGUUGUUGAUUUGGACAGUGCAGAACCAGUAAAGGGGCAAAUUUUAUUGUUCCUCAGACCACCAAACUGUAAAAAAGAGACUCAAAACCUCAAUGUGCUUCUCCUGCCAAGAAACAUUCCCCUGGAUCAGGUAAGCAGGCAACAUCAAGGUUCCCACUUCAUCCUGGUGCCUUCUGCAUGUAACCUCAUCAAAAAUCAGACCUACACCGUUCACUGCCCAGUGGCCUGUAAAAUCCAACCCAAAAGAGCUGAGUUAGACAUGGGGUUUGGACCAAACUACCCCCCAACAUUUGUGAUCUGCUUUCCAAUGAACACAGAAGAAAUAACUCUGACUCUCCGAGACCAAACUGACGCAGAGGUUUGGGAGCAUGAAGUAGAUCUAACAGAUCAUCUACCUUUCUCUGCAGAUGGGAGAAUCUCAGCACAGGAAAUCAUGGUGAUGCUUCUCGAUAUCCUCAAAGAUUUAAGUGAUGACGUAUUCAGCGACUUUAAGUGGCACCUGAAGAUUAAAGAGUGGAAUGACAUGCCACCCAUCAAAGAAAGCGAUUUGUUCGAAGCAAAAAGAACUACCACAGUAGAUCUGAUGGUGCAGAAGUAUCAGAUCACUGGAGCUGUGCAGCUUCAGAGGUCCAGUUUCAUGGAGCCAGGAGAAGUACCAUGGGACACUGGAGAGGGAGCAGAAGAGGCUGUUCAUGGAUUUAUGCCUGAAAGCAGCACUUCAUGAUGGACCAAACUUCUACAAUGUAGUGAAGAUGCUCCUCCCAUUGUUUCCUGUUAAAACGGACUUAGACAAUAUCUUUCUUGAUUUGUUUCAAUAUGUGAAGAGCAAAGAGUUUUUAGGUGACUUUCAGGGUUUGAGGCCAUUUUUCCAGUCAGCUCCUGCAGUCUGGUCCAUAAACCUCUCAGAGAGAAAGACCUCCAUCCUCCUGGAAGUGCUGAAACUCCAACCAGAGAAGAAACAAGUGGAGCUGACAGACUGCUCACAUGAAGAG
Messenger RNA from Oreochromis aureus, 1568 nucleotides. RefSeq lists its product as uncharacterized. The coding region runs from base 86 to 1300 and encodes 404 amino acids. The transcript has 11 exons. NCBI's taxonomy places the organism in Eukaryota, Metazoa, Chordata, Actinopteri, Cichliformes, Cichlidae. The record is from RefSeq and is a predicted model, not a curated record.